UUUUUCUUGAUAUUUUUCAACCAUGGGCUCCAUGUUCCGCUCCGAGGAGAUGAGCCUCGUGCAGAUGAUCAUCCCGACGGAUGCCGCGUACGAGGUGGUCGGCCAGCUCGGCGAGCUCGGCAUCGCCCAGUUCCGCGACCUCAACCCGGAGGUGUCUGCCUUCCAGCGCCACUACGUCAACGAGGUCCGUCGCUGCGACGAGAUGGAGCGCCGCGUGCGCUUUUUUGAGCUGCAGCUCGGCAAGGCCGAGAUUCCGAUUCCCGACGUCGAGGAGGUCCCCUCUGAGGUUGGCCGCAGCUCGGCCUCGCACCCUUCGCCCCAGCAGAUGGACGAGCUCGAGUACAAGUUCACCCAGCUCGACAAGGAGCUCAAGGAGAUUAACACGAACGAGGAGAUGCUCGACCGCAACAACCUCGAGCUGACCGAGCUGUCGCACAUUCUGCGCUCGACUCGCGAGUUUUUCGAGGAGGCCCAGACACACAACUUUGACGACAACAGCGCGGCGGCUCCCGGUGGUCGCGACGAGCACGCCAGCCUGCUCGGCGACGCUGAGGCCGGUGCCGUCUAUGGCGCCCACACUGUCCGCGUCGGCUUUGUUGCUGGCGCCAUCCCGCGCGAGCGCAUCCCCGUGUUUGAGCGCGUCCUCUGGCGUGCCACCCGCGGCAACGCCUUCCUCCGCCACGCGCCCGUCGAUGCCGAUCUCACCGACCCCACCACCAACACGGUCGUGCCCAAGUCCGUCUUCCUCGUCUUCUUCCAGGGUGACCAGCUCGAGGCCCGCGUCCGCAAGAUUGCUGAGGGCUUCUCGGCCACCAUCUACCCUUGCCCGCAGACGGCCAACGAGCGCUACGACCUCGGCCUCCAGGUUGCCCAGCGCCUGCAAGACCUCGAGUCUGUGCUCAAGAAGACCCGCGACCACCGUCGCCGUGUCCUCGCAACCGUGGCUCUGCAAAUCAGCUCGUGGUCCAUCCAGAUCAAGAAGAUCAAGGGCAUCUUCCACACGCUCAACAUGUUCAACAUUGACGCGUCGUCCAAGUGUCUCGUGUCUGAGGCGUGGGUGCCCAACUGCUUCCUGCCCGACAUGCGCGGCGCUCUCUCCCGCGCGACCGAGCGCAGCAGCUCGACCAUCCCUCCGAUCGUCCACGUGCUGGCGACCCGUCUGAAGCCCCCGACCUUCCACCGCCUGAACAAGUUCACGGCCGGCUUCCAGAACAUUGUCGACGCCUAUGGUGUUGCCUCGUACCGCGAGGUCAACCCCGCGCCGUUCGCCAUCAUCACCUUCCCCUUCCUGUUCGCCGUCAUGUUUGGCGAUUUCGGCCACGGUUUCCUGAUGGCCCUGGCAGCCUGGGCGCUCAUCCACUGGGAGAAGCCGCUCGCUCGCUACAAGGAGGGUGGUGAAAUCUUUGACACCUUCUUUGGCGGUCGCUACAUUAUCCUGCUCAUGGGUCUCUUCUCGAUUUACACUGGCUUGAUUUACAAUGACAUUUUCUCGCGCUCGGUCGACUUUUUCGGCUCUGGCUGGGACGUCCCCUCCGUCACCAAGGUUGUCGUCGGCAACUGGACUGGCUACUCGGGCACCUUCAACGGCACCUUCUACGACGGUCUGACCCACAACACCUCCCUCCCCGAGGACCUCUACCUCGAUCCCCUGUGGAACACGCACACGUACGUCUUUGGCAUGGACCCCGUCUGGGCGAUGGCUGAGAACCGCCUCACCUUCCUCAACCCCUACAAGAUGAAGAUGUCGGUCAUUCUUGGUGUUUGCCAAAUGCUCUUUGGCAUCGUCCUCGGUGUCUUCAACCACACGUACUUUAAGCGCACCCUCAACAUUGUCUGCGAGUUUAUUCCCCAGGUUCUCUUCCUGCUGUGCAUCUUUGGCUACCUCGUCCUCAUGAUCUUCUACAAGUGGGCCAACUUCUGGCCGCACUCGAAGGCCCCGUCUCUCCUCAUCACGCUGAUCAACAUGUUCCUCAAGUUUGGCAACAUUGAGACUGAGGACAUUCUGUACGGCGCCGAGGGAGCGCAAGCCAACCUGCAGUCUGCCCUCGUCAUUAUUGCCCUCAUGUGCGUCCCCUGGAUGCUCAUCCCCAAGCCCUACCUUCUCAUCCGCGCCAACAAGCGCCACGCUCACGCUCCUCUGCACGACCACGACGACCAGGGCCACCUCCUUGGCGGCGAAGAGCACGCUGCCCCGCAAGUCGCCGCUGUCAAGGCUGCCGACGAGCCCGAAGAGGAAUCGCACGAGCCUGGUGAAAUUAUCGUCCACCAGUGCAUCCACACGAUCGAGUUCUGCCUCGGCUGCAUCUCCAACACUGCCUCGUACCUUCGUCUGUGGGCUCUCUCGCUCGCCCACGCCCAGCUUUCGGAAGUUCUUUGGGACAUGGUCAUGCACGCUGGCUUUGGCAACCCCGCCCUCCUCUUCUUUGCGUGGGGCGGCUGGGCGUUCCUCACCAUUGCCGUUCUGCUCAUCAUGGAAGGUCUCUCUGCCUUCCUGCAUGCCCUCCGUCUGCACUGGGUCGAGUUCCAGAACAAGUUCUACGAAGGCACUGGUCGCAAGUUCCACCCCUUCUCGUUCGAGGCCCUCAUCAAGGGUCAGGACGAAGAGUAAAGCGAGCUUGCUUGUCCAUCUGUUCCUUUUGCUUUUGUGUGUAUGAUUGAUGAUGUGUGAAUUUUAAUCCGUACAACUUGAAAUGAUAAGCAAGUUCAGUUUUCAGUUA
Messenger RNA from Capsaspora owczarzaki ATCC 30864, 2717 nucleotides. RefSeq names its product ATPase. Gene Ontology annotation, molecular function: ATPase binding; proton-transporting ATPase activity, rotational mechanism. Lineage: Eukaryota; Filasterea; Ministeriida; Capsasporidae. The coding region runs from base 23 to 2608 and encodes 861 amino acids. Gene Ontology annotation, cellular component: vacuolar proton-transporting V-type ATPase complex; vacuolar proton-transporting V-type ATPase, V0 domain; plasma membrane. The record is from RefSeq and is a predicted model, not a curated record. The transcript has 2 exons. Gene Ontology annotation, biological process: proton transmembrane transport; vacuolar acidification.